AUGUAUGGUCUGAUCUUGGAGAACCUUAGUCAAUACAUCAUUAGUGUUUAUGGUGAAGAGAAGUGGGAGGAGAUUCGGAAGCUGGCGAACGUGACCAAAGGCGGUUUCACGACUCGACAGGUGUACAACGAUUCUAUGAUCCCCAAGCUCACCGGUUCAGCCUGCCAGGUACUGGGCAUUCCAGAGAAGGAGUUUCUAGAAGGCAUGGGAGUCUACUUCGUUUCCUUUGUCGGCCACUACGGCUACGACCGCGUGCUAUCAGUUCUGGGUCGUCACAUGCGGGACUUCCUGAACGGCCUGGACAACUUGCACGAAUACCUCAAGUUUAGUUACCCCAGAAUGAAAGCCCCCUCCUUUUUCUGUGAGAGGGAGACGUCCACAGGCCUGACCUUACACUACAGAAGCACCAGAAGGGGCUUCCUCUGGUAUACCAUUGGGCAGAUCAAGGAGGUGGGUAGACAUUUCUACGACACCGCCGUCGACGUACACGUUCUAAGUCACGAAAGCUCUGUCGCGGCCAUCCACGUCAUCAUGCAGCUUUCCUUCGACAACAGAGCCUUCCAGCUGGAACAGAAUCGGACGGCGAGCCGGGUGGACAGGCUCAUGCUGCCCAUCAAGGCCUUCCUCUUCCUCGAGAUCUUCCCCUUCUGCCUCGUCUUCGAUUCAGGCCUCAACAUCAAAACCAUCGGCAAGAGUCUUCGAGCCAUCAUGCCGGACAUCGCGGGGAGGAAGCUUUCCGAAGUGUUCAGCCUCACCAGGCCGCUCAUCGAAUGUACGUGGGAAGCGAUUCUCGUACAUUCCAAUAACAUCUUCGAGCUCAGCUCAGUGGAUCCAAUUCGCAACAACAGCAACGGAAAUUUGUGUCUGAAGAGUGAAGACUCGGAAGAUGAGGACAACGACGAUGACGUCAAUAUGGAAGACAGGCUUCUUCAUUUAAAAGGUCAAAUGCUCUACAUGGAAGAAUGGAAAAGCAUGGCUUAUCUGGGCACCCCGGUCAUGCGUGAUUUGGAUGCAAUGCUGCACACUGGUCUAUACAUCAACGAUUUGAGUAUGCACGAUUUCAGCAGAGACAUGGUUCUAGCAGGUCAACAGCAAUCGGCAGAAUUAAAACUCGCUUUGGACCAGGAACUUCAGAAAAGUCGUCAGCUGGAAGAAUCCAUGAAGAGGCUGGACACUGAAAUGAAACGCACGGAUGAGCUCCUAUACCAGAUGAUUCCGAAGCAAGUGGCCGACAGGCUCAGGAGGGGGGAGGCUGCAGUCGAGACCUGUCAGGAUUUUGAUUGUGUGACUGUUCUGUUCAGUGACGUAGUCUCCUUUACUGAAAUUUGUAGUCGAAUAGCACCUAUGCAAGUAGUAUCCAUGUUGAAUCAUAUGUACAGUUUAUUUGAUCAGUUGACCGAAGAACAUGAUGUGUACAAGGUGGAAACUAUCGGAGAUGCUUAUAUGGUGGUAUCCGGCGCUCCGGAUAGGGUGGCCUGCCAUGCGGAAAAAGUCUGUCGCAUGGCGUUGGACAUGGUCGACGUCAUCGGUGGAUUGGAAGACCCAUCUACAGGGGAAAGUCUCAAAAUUAGAGUUGGUAUUCAUUCUGGAGCAGUGGUUGCUGGUGUAGUGGGAUUGAAGAUGCCCAGGUACUGCCUGUUUGGCGACACCGUCAACACGGCUUCGAGAAUGGAGAGCACGAGUGAAGCACUAAAAAUACAUAUCAGUGAAGAAACGGCAGAACGACUACCAUCAGACCAAUGGGACAUAUCCGAAAGGGGCACUAUCAGCGUUAAAGGAAAAGGUUUAAUGAAAACAUAUUGGCUUAAUGGAUAUAAAGGCACUCCACGGAAAAGAGCGUCCCUCGACAUCGUUCCAACCAUUCCAGAGCCAUCCCAGUUCGGGGAUUCUCACCAAACCUACUCUCCAGUGACAUUGGGUGCCAACAGAGGUCGAGCUUUCUCCAUAAAUCCAGCCCUGCUGUACACCACCAGUUCUCAGCCUGGAACUUCCCAGCAUGUUGGAAUACAAACAUCGCACGAACCCAAAACUGCCAGCAGAGUUCGAUUUGCCAGCAGUGCUUCCUUGUUCUCCAACCAGAACGUCACGAUACAGCCCUCCACAGCAUGGGAUGACAACGGACAAGUGUCAAAUAGUUUUGGUUGCUCCUGCUGUCAACACCAAUGUCAGGCAAGGGCGCCUGUAAAACCCCUGAAGAUCGUUAAGACAAGGCGAUCUUUAAAGAACGCUGUUAAAAAAAUCCUCGUCAUGCCAAAAAAUAAUGAUGAACGUACCAACAGUGAACAUGUUCUACCACCACCUAAAACAUACUCCUGCUGUAUUCUGUAG
This is a messenger RNA of Uloborus diversus, 2328 nucleotides long. Its product is annotated as soluble guanylate cyclase 88E-like. Gene Ontology annotation, cellular component: guanylate cyclase complex, soluble. Gene Ontology annotation, biological process: response to oxygen levels; cGMP biosynthetic process; nitric oxide-cGMP-mediated signaling. The record is from RefSeq and is a predicted model, not a curated record. Lineage: Eukaryota; Metazoa; Arthropoda; Arachnida; Araneae; Uloboridae. Gene Ontology annotation, molecular function: guanylate cyclase activity; oxygen sensor activity; heme binding. The coding region runs from base 1 to 2328 and encodes 775 amino acids. The transcript has 12 exons.